GCGGGGCGGAAAUUGCAGCUCUGCGCUGUGGAGGUGGCGGCCGGAGGAAGGGGGCGGCCUGGGCCAGGUCGGGGCCAGGCCAGGGCGGAGGCGGCGAUGAGUUCGCUCUGACUGGGUUGGUGGGAGAAUGGCCCGGUUCCUGGCUGCAGAGUUCCCGCUGGGAAGCAUACACAAUUGAAGUUGGAUGGUGAAUGGGGCUGAAACCUUUGAAAAGGUACUGGGGCUGAAAUGCUGAAUCUUGGAGGGGAAGAGAAAAGGAUCUUCAGGUAUAAUAAAAAUUUGGGAUUUAAGCAACUUCUUCCAAAGAAAAGAACCAGUGGAUCUGCUGCUGCAGCCCAAGAUCUUGAUCCAUAUCUGUAGACUGGAAUAUCGGUGGGGCAGUAAUCCUCAGACACCUCACUUGGAUAGAUGAGGAAACUGAGGCUUGGUGAAGUUACGAAACUUGUCCAAAGUCUAAAGUGAUACAGCUUCUAACAGGUUGUAAAAAUUAAAAUGAACAAACUACGUCAAAGCUUUAGGAGAAAGAAAGAUGUUUAUGUUCCAGAGGCCAGUCGUCCACACCAGUGGCAGACAGAUGAAGAAGGGGUUCGCACUGGAAAAUGUAGCUUCCCAGUUAAGUACCUUGGCCAUGUAGAAGUUGAUGAGUCGAGAGGAAUGCACAUCUGUGAAGAAGCUGUAAAAAGACUGAAAGCUGAAAGGAAGUUCUUCAAAGGCUUCUUUGGAAAAACUGGAAAGAAAGCAGUGAAGGCAGUCCUGUGGGUAUCAGCAGAUGGACUCAGAGUUGUGGAUGAAAAAACAAAGGACCUCAUAGUUGACCAGACAAUAGAGAAAGUUUCUUUCUGUGCCCCAGAUAGGAACUUUGACAGAGCCUUCUCUUAUAUUUGCCGUGAUGGCACCACUCGGCGCUGGAUCUGUCACUGUUUCAUGGCUGUCAAGGACACGGGUGAAAGAUUGAGCCAUGCAGUAGGCUGUGCUUUUGCAGCCUGUCUAGAGCGUAAGCAAAAGCGAGAGAAGGAAUGUGGAGUGACUGCUACUUUUGAUGCCAGUCGGACCACUUUUACAAGAGAAGGAUCAUUUCGUGUCACAACUGCUACAGAACAAGCAGAAAGAGAGGAGAUUAUGAAACAAAUGCAAGAUGCCAAGAAAGCUGAAACAGAUAAGACAGCUGCUGGUUCAUCAGUGGCUGCUGGCAACACUGCCCCGUCCCCAUCCUCUCCCACCUCUCCCGCUUCGGACACCACUGCCUCUUUGGAGAUGAACAACCCUCAUGCCAUUCCGCGCCGCCACGCACCGAUUGAACAACUUGCUCGCCAGGGCUCUUUCCGAGGAUUUCCUGCUCUUAGCCAGAAGAUGUCACCCUUUAAACGCCAGUUAUCCCUACGCAUCAACGAGUUGCCUUCCACCAUGCAGAGGAAGACUGAUUUCCCCAUUAAAAAUGCAGUGCCAGAGGUAGAAGGAGAAGCAGAGAGCAUCAGUUCCCUAUGCUCACAGAUCACCAAUGCCUUCAGCACACCCUCUGAGGACCCCUUCUCAUCUGCCCCAAUGACCAAACCAGUGACAGUGGUGGCACCACAGUCUCCUGCCUUCCAAGCUAAUGGCACUGACUCAGCCUUCCAUGUGCUUACUGCUAAGCCAGCCCAUACUGCUCUAGCACCCGUAGCAAUGCCUGUGCGUGAAACCAACCCUUGGGCCCAUGCCCCUGAUGCUGCUAACAAGGAAGUUGCAGCCACACGUCCGGGCACUGAGUGGGGCCCAUCCUCUCCAGAUCUCCUCCAGGCUGGCCAUAGACGUACUCCCUCAGAGGCUGACCGCUGGCUAGAAGAAGUGUCCAAGAGCGUCCGGGCCCAGCAGCCCCAGACUUCAGCUGCCCCUCUGCAGCCAGUCCUGCAGCCGCCUCCACCCACUGCCAUCUCCCAGCCAGCACUGCCUUUCCAGGGAAGUGCAUUCCUCACCUCUCAGCCUGUGCCGGUGGGUGUGGUUCCACCCCUACAGCCAGCCUUUGUCCCUGCCCAGUCCUAUCCUGUGGCCAAUGGGAUGCCCUACACAGCCCCUAAUGUGCCUGUGGUGGGCAUCACCCCAUCCCAGAUGGUAGCCAACGUGUUUGGCACCGCAGGUCACUCUCAGGUCGCUCACCCCCACCAGUCACCCAGCCUGGUCAGGCAGCAGACAUUCCCUAACUAUGAGACAAGUAGUGCUACCACCAGUCCUUUCUUUAAGCCUCCUGCUCAGCACCUCAAUGGUUCUGCAGCUUUCAAUGGUGUAGACGAUGGCAGGUUGGCCUCAGGAGACAAGCACACAGAGCUUCCUGGAGGCACCUGCCCAGUGGAUCCUUUUGAAGCCCAGUGGGCUGCAUUAGAAAGCAAGUCCAAGCAGCGUACUAACCCCUCCCCUACCAAUCCUUUCUCUAGUGACUUACAGAAGACUUUUGAAAUUGAACUUUAAGCAGUCUCUAUGGCUUAUGUAUCUUGUCUGUACUUAGGCAAAGGCAGGGGGUGGAGGUCAAAGGGGAUUUUGUCGUCCCAAUCAGUAUACUUUUCACUAAUCCCAAAGGUCCCAAGGAACAAGUCCAAGCACAGAGCGCAGGGAGGGGUGACUUUUGAAAGUGGAGAAAGUCAUUCCUAGCAAAUACUGUCUUGCAGCUAGGCUAAAGAAGUCAAGGAAAUAUUGUCUUCUGUACCCUUCCUCCCUCUCCCCCUUACAAAUCUCUGGCAACAGAGAAGCAGAAGUAUCGGAACAGGAAUCUAUUCAAAGCACAUUUACUGGAAUAUAAAAUACAAACGGAAGCAAAACUCCCUUUAUCUUUGAGGCCAUUCACCUGCCUCCUCCCAGUAUGACCUAGAGCGUGGUUUGGACUCAGACUGGGAGGGGAGGCAGGCUGUGCUUCCUGGAAGGCACAGAAGCAACUGCCCAGCAGCGCUAUUUGGGGGUAUGAAAACAGCUUCCAUUUUGAGUAACAAUAAAUAUAGAUAUAUAUCAAAAGCCAAAAUCUUUAUUUUUAUGCAUUUAGAAUAUUUUAAAUAGUUCUCAAUAUUAAAAAGUUGUAAGUAAUCUUGCCAAAAGUAAAAAGGUUAUUUGUAAGAAGUUGUACAUAAGAUUGAUCUAUCAUUGAUGCCUAUUGAAGUAAAAAGGGGUGGACGUUGCAGGCGUGAUCCCUAGCUUGUUUGCCGUCAUUGUAAGUAUACUUUGCAACAACAAUCAUGCUUAUGACCAACAAUCACUAGGUUGUAGUUUUUAAAAAAAUGAAAGCAGUAUUGUCCUGGAUUUAAACCUCUGAAAUUCUAAUGUAUUUUAAUGGAAUUGAUCUAUCCUCUAGAGAAUAUUCUUUUAUAUAUGGUUGGAAUUUCCUUUUGUUAAUCCUUUAACACUAAGGUGACAGUGACAUCUCCAGAGAAGGGAACGCAGGUUACUGUGUGGGUUUGUAGCGUGGGUCUUGUCCUUUAAAUUUUGUCCCCACAUUUUGUGGGGAUGCAGACCCUGGUUUUAUGAGCUUUGUG
Molecule: messenger RNA, 3494 nt
Organism: Fukomys damarensis (Damara mole-rat)
Lineage: Eukaryota; Metazoa; Chordata; Mammalia; Rodentia; Bathyergidae
Gene: Numb
Product: NUMB endocytic adaptor protein
Exons: 14
Coding region: 493-2442 (649 amino acids)
Molecular function (GO): cadherin binding
Source: RefSeq, a predicted model, not a curated record